GCUUGAGAUCGUGAGUUCGUCCGGUAGCCUAUAGUUCGCCCACACCUUGUGCUUUUGGGAUAAGUGCAAUGGAGACUUCACGGUCGUGCGUCUGAUCCAUUCUCUCCAGGGGCAUGUUGGCGUAGAUGAUGCUGUCCGAUCCACAGGUUACACAAUGCAUGGCUCGUGAAAUGGAAUGCAGAGUAUAAAUCAGCGUGAUUCCCCUGUCCCUGUUCAUUUCUGCGUCAGUCAUUCAUUCGACUUUCUGUUGAUUGUGAUGCGCGUCCUCGUCGUCCUUCGAUAGAUCAUCAUGCUCAAGUCAGCACUGUCUUUGGCCUUCAUGGCAGCUUCUUGUCUAGCUGUUGACCCUGCUGCGGUCUACACUGGCGGAUACUCCGGGGGCAGCGUUCGCCUCCGGAUUGGCAAUGGAGGAGCUGGCCAAAGUGGCUUGAUCAGGGCUCUCGCCGAUGCCUUCAUCCAGUCCAGCGUCAAGAACGGCUCCGACCCAUUCAAAGUCGCCUGGUACAAGAGCGACACCACCGAGUCCAUCAACUACCUCAAGGAUGACACCAUCGAUGUUGGCAUCACCUAUACCCCCGCUGCUGAAGAGAUCGCCAUCAAGCAGGGUGUCGCCAAAAGCCCUGCAUGGUACGCCUGGCGCGACCACUUUUUGCUAGUUGGACCACCCUCCAACCCGGCCGGACUCAACAAGGCCGACGACAUCAAAACCAUGUUCUCCAACAUCUACGCCGUUGCAUCGGCAGGCGACGCCGCCAACGUCACCACUCCCGUUCGCUUCCUGACGCGCUAUGACAAGUCAGCCACCAACAUCAAGGACUCCCAGCUGUGGAUUGAGAUCGGACAGGUCCCUUGGGCGACCAAGUACUCCACGUGGUAUCAUCAGUACAUUGCCUAUCCUAUUCAAGCCCUGACUGCGGCCAUUCUCCUCGAGGAAUACACCAUCACCGACCGCGGUACCUACCUGUCUAUUGACCAGGCACUUGCCAACAAGACCACCAUCUACAAGGCUGCCACCGACGACCCUGCCGAUCCUCUGCUCAAUCCCGCACAUAUGCUUGUCGGCAAGAAGGCGAGCAACAUGGAGAUGGCUGACAAAUUCACCCAGUGGGUGAUCAGUGCCGAAGGUCAGGCUGUCAUUACUGGCUUCAAGAAGAACGGAGAGCAGUUGUAUACUGCUGCGCCUGCUAACAAAACUGCUCCUUUUAAGCUCUAAAGUGGCGAGGGA
Molecule: messenger RNA, 1225 nt
Organism: Aspergillus novofumigatus IBT 16806
Lineage: Eukaryota; Fungi; Ascomycota; Eurotiomycetes; Eurotiales; Aspergillaceae
Exons: 3
Coding region: 290-1213 (307 amino acids)
Source: RefSeq, a predicted model, not a curated record